CACUUGUAUCCACACGUUUUCAAACGUUGGAAGAAAUGUUCGUACACCCCUCUUUGACGUCAUCGAUGGUUUGUCCCUAACGAAAUGUGAUGACUUUUGUUCACUAGAUUUAGAACAUACCUGCAUAGGAUUUGGAAAGAGAAGGAGGUUCUUUAGCACACGUUGAACAAAACGUUUGCUAUACAAUGGAGACAACAGUCUGUGGUUCGUUCACUGUUUUAGUUUUGGCUGCUUUUGUCUUUUCUGGGGAACAUGUCGUCGCCGACCAUGGCUUCACCCACCGCGAGUCUCUGGACGAGGAAGGCAAGUUCCAACUGUUGUGGAAGUUUGACGACGAGAAGAUCGAGUUUGAGGCCCAGGUGCAGACGACAGGAUGGGUCGGCUUGGGUCUGUCCCCGAACGGAGGCAUGCCGGGAUCCGACAUCGCCAUCGGAUGGGUCAAAGACGGGACUGCACAUCUGACGGAUCGGUUUGCAGAAGCAAAGGCGCAGCCCCCUGUGGACGAGAGUCAGGACUGGGAGCUGGUGUCUGGGAGCGAGAACGGGACUCACACCGUCCUGAGGUUCAGCAGGAAGCUGACGACCUGUGACGACAAAGAUCGCGUCAUCAACGAGGACACCAUGCGGGUUCUGUGGGCAUGGCAUGACGACGACCCCGAGGACGAGUCUGGUGUGAGCGGCCCGGCCUACCACGGGGCCAACAGGGGAGUCAGAAGUACGGUCCUUCUCAGUAACAUCAUCGCGCCGCCAAACCUGAAGGAAACAAACAUCACAACAUUUGACAUCUUGAUGAACAACGUCUCCGUUCCUGAACAGGACACAGUAUACUGGUGCCGUGUGUUCCAGUUGCCGGAGUUGGCUAGCAAACACCACAUGAUAAAGUACGAACCCAUCACCACCCCUGGUAACGAAGGCGUGGUUCAUCAUCUGCUGAUCUACACCUGUCCGGCAGAUCAAAGCGUCACUUUUCUGCCAGAGGAACAUCCGGGACAUCGGUGCCGCUCUCCCAACAUGCCUCGGGACUGGUGGCCAUGUUAUGGCGGGAGCCUUAUGGCGGCAUGGGCGAUUGGUUCAGAGGGCAUUGUGUAUCCUGAGCACGUUGGGUUCCCCGUCGGAGGCGCAGACGACAGCCGCUAUGUACUGGUAGAGAUGCACUACGACAACCCUCACCUGGCAUCAGGAAUCCGUGACAGUUCGGGGUUGAGACUGACGCUCACUCCUGAGCUGAGGGACAACGACCUCAGCAUCCUGGAGGUCGGCAUGAUGGUGACCAAACUCCACGUGGUCCCGCCUCGCGCCGAGGGGUUCGUGUCCGCCGGAUUCUGCAACACAAAUUGUUUGAACGCGUUCCUGGAAGAGCUGGGAGAGCCCAUCCACAUCAUUGGCCUUGAACUUCACUCCCAUCUACUUGGGUCGAAGAUGAGCACCAGGGUGAUCCACGACGGCACGGAGACUGAGAUCGCACGGGACGACAACUACGACUUCAACCUGCAGUUCUUCAGGAUGCUGAAACAGGAAGUCACCGUCUAUCCGGGUGAUACCCUGAUUACCGAAUGUACUUACCGCAGCACGCAAAAGGACGAGGUUACAUAUGGUGGACUUGGAACAACAGAUGAAAUGUGCAAGACCUUCUUCCUGUACUACCCGAGGUUCAACCUGACCUUCUGUGACAGUCUGCCGAAUUUAGCUGGCACGGUUAGAUUCGCUGGGGUGGAGAACUUCGAGUUUACUGGCGGCCAACGCGGUGAUCGUGAGAUUGUCAUCAAGGCACCAGAGCCCCUGGUCAACAAGUCGUUUGAGGAGGUGAUGGAGGCUGUGCCGUGGACUGACGAGAAAACACGAGACUUCUCCAAGUCUCUUCUGGACGGCCCACUGCCCUUCCACACCAACUGUAGGGCCACCUACCAGACUGCCGUCAACACGGCCGCAUUGGGCACUCAGUCUGUCCCCUUCCCGCGUGGAAAGAGGACCGCCCCCAAUGACAUCUGUAGCGGGAGGACACCAGCCGGACAGGCCACUACCCGCGUACCGGCGGUGGGGACGGGCCCUGGGCAGGCAACAACCCGUGCGCCUGUGGUCGGGGAUGGCUCCGGCGCAUCGCGUUCCGGUCUGCCUGCAUUGACAGCCAUCGUCUGCAUGGCGGCGCUUGCCCUCAUCACCGUGUGGAAACCGUAACACAACUUCUUUUUGUAGCGGAUCGCUGAUUGGCCCUGGGGCCAAUAAUGACCCAGUAAUCAGACACUGCCGACAAGUGUAUUAUGAUCCGAAAAAGGCACGAGAGAGCCUGCUAUGCAGGCUACAUACUUGUCUCGAUUGGUAGUGACAAAUAUUUUCAAUCAUUUUCCAUGGAAAGUUCCUAUUUGGUACGUAACGGUGUAAAUAUGGAAAAGGAAUGAUCACGUUUUGAGGUUUUAAGUUAAUGAGCUUUAAUAAUUUAUACAGUGGGUGUUUCCUUUAUCUAAUGUUACACACAGCACCAUCAAUAGACCCAUUUCCUGUGCUGGCGGCCAUUUUGAAGAGUCAUGCAUUGUUUGUGGCCUUGCAUGAAAAUCACUCGGUUCUUAUCUACAAAUGUUUUUUUUAAGUACAAUACAAUUGUUUGUUAAAGGUAUUUUGAUGGUUGUUUUAUUCUUUACUGGAACAUUAUUGUGUUGCUGUAUGAUAUGAUGCAUACGUAAGUCUAAUGUAAAAGUUAUAUGGAAUAUACUUUGCAUCGUUGCGCUAAUGUUGUACAGAGAUAC
Messenger RNA from Branchiostoma floridae (Florida lancelet), 2740 nucleotides. RefSeq names its product DBH-like monooxygenase protein 1 homolog. Lineage: Eukaryota; Metazoa; Chordata; Leptocardii; Amphioxiformes; Branchiostomatidae. Gene Ontology annotation, biological process: octopamine biosynthetic process; dopamine catabolic process; norepinephrine biosynthetic process. The record is from RefSeq and is a predicted model, not a curated record. The transcript is spliced from 11 exons. Gene Ontology annotation, molecular function: dopamine beta-monooxygenase activity; copper ion binding. Bases 186 to 2174 code for a protein of 662 amino acids. Gene Ontology annotation, cellular component: secretory granule membrane.